UUCACAGAUUUUUACAGCACCUGCCCCGUGUGCAGCCCGUCCAGGGCAUCAUUGUUGACAGGUCGCUAUCAGACCCGAUCAGGAAUCUACCCAGGUGUGUUGUACCCAGGAUCUAUAGGUGGUCUUCCUCUCAAUGAGACCACCAUCGCUGAAGUGUUAAAGCCCCUGGGUUAUGCCACAGCAGUCACAGGAAAGUGGCAUCUAGGUGUUGGGCAUAAUGGCAUGUUUCUCCCAACCAAGCAGGGCUUUGACCAUUUCCUAGGGAUCCCAUACUCCCAUGACAUGGGCCCCUGUAAGAAUCUGACUUGUUUCCCUCCAGAUAUAAAGUGCUAUGGGCCUGAACUGAUGCGUAUGUCCCGUGGAGGCAACGCUGGUCCUCUGAAAUGUGGCAAAGGUACCACAUAUGAGGGAGGCAUGAGAGAACCUGCCAUCGCCUACUGGCCGGGAAUCAUCAAGCCAGGUAUUACUCAUGAGAUGGCCAGCACUCUAGAUAUCCUCCCCACAUUGGCGCGCUUGGCAGGGGCUGAACUACCACAGGUGAUGCUGGAUGGGGUCGAUAUGACGGAUAUCCUUGUUAAACAAGGAAAGAGUAAAAGGGAAGCCAUGAUGUUCUACCCUGUAGAUCCCAGUGAAAAAUAUGGCCUCUUUGCUGUAAGGCUGGGAAAAUACAAGGCUCACUUCUAUACACAAGGUGCUUUCCACAGCAGUACUACACCAGACAAAGACUGCCCAGAAACAGCAGUCUUCAAGGCUCAUGACCCUCCUCUGAUAUUUGAUCUGGAGGCUGACCCAUGUGAGCAUUAUACUCUGCCAGUAGAUACACCUGACAUCCAAUCUGUGCUGCAACAGGUCAAGACAGUUAAGAAGCAAUUUGAAUCCUCCAUGGUGUUUGGAGAGAGCCAAGUGGCAAAAGGAACAGACCCCAACCUCGAGCCGUGCUGCAACCCUGAGUGUAGCCCCAAACCUAGCUGCUGUCAGUGUUGAUGAGAAAAACUUUUGCAGCUUGACAAUGGAAGGGAAAGUUGGACUAAAGUGCUGCUCUCCUGUGGAGAGUUGAGUUUUAAUUACUGGAAAUGGAAAAUGAAUGUAAAGUAAAUGUGCUCCCUUAGUGAGGAGAUGAUUUUCUCCUCUUUGAUUUUGAUACUGUUGAUACUGUUGAAAUUAUAACUAAUGUUUAACAGUGUACUGUAUCAUCUUUCUUCUGUACUAUGAGUAUUGUUUUAUUUGAUUUCUAAUUUCCACUCAAGGAAUUCUUGGUAAGCCCUUUUCACUCAUAACAUCGUGAGUUAACUAAACAAUGAAGACAACAAUAAAGUUUCAGACAUCAAUCAUAUAUUUUCAAGACGUAUUUUCAAACCCAUGAAAAGGCAAAUGAUUUUUUUGUUUCCAUUGAAACUCACAAGUCUUUGUUUUGAAAUAUACA
Neolamprologus brichardi is the source of this 1423-nucleotide messenger RNA. Lineage: Eukaryota; Metazoa; Chordata; Actinopteri; Cichliformes; Cichlidae. The record is from RefSeq and is a predicted model, not a curated record.